Molecule: messenger RNA, 1526 nt
Organism: Zingiber officinale
Lineage: Eukaryota; Viridiplantae; Streptophyta; Magnoliopsida; Zingiberales; Zingiberaceae
Product: O-fucosyltransferase 13-like
Exons: 6
Coding region: 64-1419 (451 amino acids)
Cellular component (GO): cytoplasm
Source: RefSeq, a predicted model, not a curated record
UAACUCCGAAUCCCUGCGUCGUCGCUAGUAACACGCCGACAGGAACCAUCUUCGGCGAUCGUGAUGUCGUCGGCCUCGUGGCGCCACCGAGUGCAUCCGCUCCUCCGCCGCCUCCUGAUUUCCUUCCUCCUACUCCCUCCUGUUCUCCUCCUCGCCGCCUUCCUCUUCUCUCCCACCGCUUCUAAUCCUUUCGACAGGUCCUUCUCGCCGGAGGAGUCCGACAUCUGGAGCGCGCGAAGGGUGGUGGAUUGGAAGCCGUGCAAUUGGUGGAAGAGCGCACCUUUAGCUGAUUCUUAUGCUGCAGCUCUGCCCGCGAAGACCAACGGGUACAUCCGGGUGGAUUGCUAUGGCGGCCUGAAUCAGAUGAGACGCGACUUCUGCGACGGGAUCGGCAUAGCUCGAAUCCUAAAUGCUACUCUGGUAUUGCCAAAGUUUGAGGUGGCGGCUUACUGGAAUGAGUCGAGUGGCUUCGCCGAUGUGUUUGAUGUAGACUACUUUAUUCAACAAACUCAAGGUUUUGUCCAAGUUGUGAAAGAGUUGCCUGAAGAUUUUGCUUCAACAGAACCUUUCAGGGUGGAUUGCCACAAACGAAAAGGGCAGUUUGAUUAUGUUGAGGCAGUGCUCCCUGCGUUGCUGGAACAUCGCUUUAUAUCUUUAACACCAGCUAUGAGCCAGAGAAGAGACAGGUAUCCACUAUAUGCUAAGGCUGCCCUUUGCCAAGGGUGUUAUAGAGCACUGCGUCUCAAUAAGGCCUUGGAGGCUAAAGGUUCUGAACUUUUCAAAUUGAUACCAAAACCUUUCCUUUCUCUACAUCUCAGAUUUGAACCCGAUAUGGUGGCAUACAGCCAAUGUGAAUACUCUGGAUUGUCCUUGGCAUCCAUGAACUCUAUUGAAUCUGCACGCGGCGAUAGAAAACCAUGGACUGGUGAUGCUGCACGUGCUUGGAGGAAUCGUGGGAAAUGCCCUUUGACACCGAAAGAAACAGCAUUUAUCCUCCAAUCUCUUAAAAUCCCUGCCAAUACUUCAAUUUAUUUGGCAGCUGGUGAUGGUCUUAUGGAGACGGAAGGCUUCGCAUCUGUCUACACCAACACACAUACUAAAUCAUCUCUCUUGCAAACAGAAGAUUUUCUCACCAUGCAUGGCAACACUAAAGCCGCAUUGGAUUACUAUGUUUCGAUUAACAGUGAUGCAUAUGUAGCGACUUAUUUUGGAAACAUGGACAAGAUGGUAACUGCAAUGAGAGCAGUGAAUGAACAUCACAGAACAUUGGUUCUGAGCAGGAGGGAUUAUGCAAACUUUACUUCAAUCGGGCUGAAAGGGGUGGAGCUGGCUGAUGCGUUAUGGAAAUCUCACAGGGAAGAUUUUGUGAUGGGAAGGGGUACUGCUUUACCAGAUUGUUUCUGUGAUUCAAUUUUGUGAAAAAAAGUCAUUGGAUGAAAGGAAUUUUGACGUGUAACUCUUAACUGCUCUUUUAAAGACAAGCAAUUAAAUAUUAGCUAAUGCCGAAGAUUCACAUUCUUUACUAA